Penicillium malachiteum is the source of this 1575-nucleotide messenger RNA. RefSeq names its product CDC2/CDK family serine/threonine-protein kinase. Gene Ontology annotation, cellular component: nucleus. The coding region runs from base 1 to 1575 and encodes 524 amino acids. Lineage: Eukaryota; Fungi; Ascomycota; Eurotiomycetes; Eurotiales; Aspergillaceae. The record is from RefSeq and is a predicted model, not a curated record. Gene Ontology annotation, molecular function: ATP binding; cyclin-dependent protein serine/threonine kinase activity. The transcript is spliced from 8 exons. Gene Ontology annotation, biological process: protein phosphorylation.
AUGUCUACACCAUCAUCAGAAAGAGAUAGUAGUGGCCAACGUCGGUUCUCUGGCUGCUCAAAUAUCCGUGAUUUUGAAUUUAUCGGAAAGCUUGGAGAGGGAACAUUUGGUGAGGUCUACAAAGCAAGAUCAAAGAAAGACAAUGCAGUGGUGGCUCUGAAGAAGAUUCUCAUGCACCAUGAGAAGGAGGGGUUUCCAAUUACUGCGAUCCGCGAAAUCAAGAUCCUAAAAAUACUUUCUCAUCCCAAUGUCCUUCAACUCAAAGAGGUGGCUUUGGAACGAAAGGGAGAGGGACGGAAGAAGCCUAGUGUGUAUAUGGUAACCCCAUAUAUGGAGCAUGAUCUUUCUGGUCUUCUAGAAAACCCAUCGGUCCAAUUCACUGAACCACAAAUCAAGUGCUACUUGAUGCAACUUCUGGAAGGUCUUCGAUACCUUCAUGCGAACAGCAUUUUACACCGUGAUAUGAAGGCUGCGAAUCUUUUAAUCAGCAAUGGAGGUAUUCUUCAGAUUGCCGACUUUGGUCUUGCUCGACCUUUCGAUGAACCCCCUCCACAGGCUGGAAAGGGUGGUGGAGAAGCAAAAAGGGAAUACACAGCACUCGUGGUCACACGGUGGUACCGUCCCCCAGAGUUGUUACUCUCCCUGCGGAAAUAUACAACAGCUGUUGAUCUGUGGGGUGUUGGGUGUGUUUUUGGUGAAAUGUUCAAAGGAAAACCUAUCCUUUCAGGAAAUAGCGAUCUCAACCAAGCGCAGCUCAUUUUCCAACUUGUGGGUACUCCCACCGAGGAGAACAUGCCUGGAUGGAGCGCUUUGCCAGGCUGUGAAGGUGUGAAGAGCUUUGGAAACAAGCGCGGAAACCUCUCAGAGGUCUUCAGAGAACAAGGCCCUAUCGCUAUCUCUCUGCUCACCGAGCUCCUUAAGCUCGAUUGGCGAAAGCGUGUCAAUGCCAUUGAUGCUCUGAAACACCCCUACUUCACCACACCACCACUCCCAGCUCGCCCUGGCGAAAUCCCCUCCUUCCAAGAUUCUCAUGAACUGGAUCGAAAGAAAUUCCGCAGCCAGCGAGUACCUCAGCCUCCAGCCCCUGGAGGUGGAGCUGCAGACAGCGCCUCCAACGGAGGCUGGGCCAGCUCAGGCCCUCGGCCCGAUUCUCGAAGCAGAAUUCCCGGUGCUGCACGGGGUGGUCGCCCCAAUACCUCUGGGCCACCAGGAAAUAAUCAACAACGACGCGGAAUCUUCCCCCAAUCUCAACAACGAGACAAUGGUCUCCCACCCCGACCUCCUGUAUCUACCCAUCAACAGCAGUGGGAUGGUAACCAAGCUGGCCGCGAUGGUCGAGAUGAUUCACGACGAGAUCGAUUUAACCAACCCCGCCAGGGAGGUGGCGGUGGCGGUGGUGGAGGUGGAGGUGGAAAUCGAUUCUCUAGUAACGUUGACUCUUACGUACCGAACUAUGGCAACGCACCUGACAACUCCCAUGCUAAUGCGGAAAGGCGUGGACAAGGUCGCCGCGAUUACCAUCGUGAACCUCAGCGCAGAAGAAGUCGAAGCCCUGGUUUUCGUGGAUCGGCGUAA